Messenger RNA from Schistosoma rodhaini, 987 nucleotides. Lineage: Eukaryota; Metazoa; Platyhelminthes; Trematoda; Strigeidida; Schistosomatidae. The record is from the annotation of a GenBank genome assembly.
AUGACGGUUUCAUCGUAUCUCUUCUUCUUUAUUUCAUGUAUAACAUUAAUUUUAACUACAGAAAGUUUAAGACAUCAUGAAAGUGACAAAUUACUUAAACAAUACGAUAAUACAAGUGACAGUAGAAUUAUGGGAACUGGUGAUCUUAUCAGUGAAAAUAAUCAUAAUGAAUCUUUCAAUGAAAUGGAUUUAGAAGAUAACAUUCAUAGUCAUAACGGAUUGGCUCGGUGGGGUGAAGGAAGUCCCUAUCGUUUGGAUUCCAAUCAGUCCAACUUAAAGGAUGACGAAGAAUACGAGACUACUGAAGAAAAAUACAGUGAAGAACAUGGAAAAGAAAACACAAGUACAGAAAACCACGAAGAAAUGCAAAGCGAACAAUCCGAAAGAGAAACUUUAGAUCAUCAACAUGAAGGAAUUGUCAACUGGGGCGGACAUGAGACGGAAUAUUAUGAAAAUAUAUUUACAAUCAUGAAUAAAACCAAAGACGGUUUUGAAAAAGAUGAAAAUAGAACAUUUCAUAACGACGCGAACAGAAUACCCGAAAAUAUACCAAACAAUAGUUCACUUGAACCGACUCCUAUGAAUACCGAUCAGUCGCUUAUUCAUGAUCUGGAUAGUCAUGGUCAUUAUCAUCAUGAUCAUGAUUUCAAUAAUGUUGAGAAUACAACUGAUUCAUUGCUUGAUAAAAAGAUCAUUGAUCAUUUAGUUGAUCCAUUAUUAUCAAAUAUCUAUGUAGCAAAUAACCAUUCUACAAUUUCAACUCAAACGGAUAAUGAAGAAGAUGACUUGAAAGCUGAACGAUCAUGCCGAAAAUGUAUCAAAUGGCAGCAGUUACAAUUAACACUUCCGUGCUUAUUAUACCCGAUAAAUUUCGAUGCACCUCAACAAGUGAAUCAAACCAAAAUAAUUUAUGUACAUGUGAUGAGAAAAGUGAUUACACACAUUAAUAAGAGCUUAAAUGAAUUGUUAUUAGAGUUGGAGCCAUAA